Molecule: messenger RNA, 4707 nt
Organism: Ostrea edulis (European flat oyster)
Lineage: Eukaryota; Metazoa; Mollusca; Bivalvia; Ostreida; Ostreidae
Product: ATP-binding cassette sub-family C member 3-like
Exons: 29
Coding region: 69-4607 (1512 amino acids)
Biological process (GO): transmembrane transport
Cellular component (GO): membrane
Molecular function (GO): ATP binding; ATP hydrolysis activity; ABC-type transporter activity
Source: RefSeq, a predicted model, not a curated record
GGACGAAUUGUCCUAGCGAUAUAGUAUAAAAUCCGCGGAAUAACAGUUUCAGUGAAUAAGAUGAAACUAUGAAUCAACUUUGCAAAAGCUCAAUAUUCUGGGACUGGAACCAGACCGUGCGUGAGGGCCAGCCAUUAUUUACACCCUGCUUUCUGUCCACAGUUCCUGUGUGGGUGAUACACGGCUGGAUAUGGAUGGUCUCCCCUUUCUAUGUAUAUUACCUGUUCAAUGCGAAAACAAACCCCAACCCUGUCAACUGGAGAAUCGUCAUAAAGACUCUUCUCCUAGCAGUGAACACUCUUUUACUGAUUGUGCAAUGGGUGCUGGAAUAUACACCUCAUCAUUCUCUGUGGAAUGCAGCAGUUUUAGGCUUUACUCUGCAAAUCUGUACACAGUUUUUGCUAGGAUUCUACAUUCACAUGGAGCGAUGGAAAGGGUUUGUUACAUCCGGGGUUUUAUUCACAUAUUGGACCGGUGCAGUUAUCAUCAACAUAGUUUUACUGUACGAUAAGAUUAUUAAACUGGAAUAUGUUCGGAGUACAUGGCUGUUUACCUCGUUCUGUGCUAUGUAUGUGAUACUGUGGAUGCAGUGGGUUUUAUCUUGCUUGACAGAAAUUCCUAAACCUAAUAAUAAGGAGAGUAGUCCUUAUUCCACGUCUUCCUUUCCGUCCAGACUGCUGUUUUCCUGGAUCGUGAGGUUUAUGAUGAGAGGUUACAGAAGACCCCUAAAGAAGAAGGAUAUUAUGUCUAUGGAUUCCAGAGACAAAGCGGGCUACUUAUUGUCUAAAUAUCAAAAUUAUUGGAAUGCUUCUAUAAGUACUUCAAAGAAAUGCUGCAUCCAAAGAAGAAACGAUUUCCCAAUGUUAGAGAGUGUUGGACAGUCCCUGCUUGCGAUGAAUGAUGUUGGAGAUAGCACCCAACCUGAAUACCACCCUUCCAAUCAUUCCCUAUUGAGAACUCUAAUCAAAAUGUUUGGUCGGGAAUUCUUGAUGUUCCAUCUACUUGCCAUGAUUACUGUUGUCUGUAAAAUGAUUAGCCCGCAGUUACUCAGGUUUCUCCUUGAGUUUAUAGCAGAACCCCAUGGUGAGAAGGGUCAGCUAUGGUGGGGAUAUGUUCUUGCCGUAUCAUUGUUUGUCGUAUCAGCAUUACAGUCCAUAUGUUACAGCCAUUACUUAUACAUGUCCUUAAACUUGGGAAGAAGACUCAGCGCUACUCUUAUGUCUGCACUGUAUGUAAAGGUAUUGGCAAUCAGCCAUCAUUCGAAGCAGUCUUCAUCAGAUGGAGAAAUUUUGAAUUUGAUGUCAGUUGAUACCUCUACCAUAAGAAAUGUCAUGAUGUUCCUUGGAAUGUGGUUUGAAAGCAUUCUGGAGAUCGUACUCUCAAUCUACUUUCUGUAUGACAUCCUUGGCUAUGCCACAUUUGCAGGGUGUGGUGUAUUAGUACUUUUGAUGCCUAUGAAUGUAUUCCUCAGCUCGAGACUAUUUAAGGUGAUGCAGAAGCACAUGAAACUCAAAGACGACCGAAUAAAUCUCUUGUCAGAAGUAAUCAACGGUAUAAAGGUCUUAAAGCUGUACGCCUGGGAAAUGAUUUUCAAAGACAAAAUGAUAGACAAGAGAAAUGCAGAGUUGAGAAAACUCAUGAAUGUGAAAGUCAUCGAACGAAUUGUUGAAACAUUUUUCCACAUCACUCCCUUUCUAGUCAUGUUUACAGUGCUCCUUACUUACAUACUUAUAAGUGAUACACCUCUGGAUGCCAAGACAGUAUUUGUCUCCCUUUCUCUAUUCAACGUACUGAAGUACUCCGUCGACGACCUGAAUUAUUUUGUUCGAGAUAAUUUGAAAUUUUUUGUGGCUUUGAAGAGAAUAAAUACCUUCUUAAAUGCAGUGGAUAUCCAGGAGGAUAGUGUUGAAAGAUGUCAACAAGGAAAAGCAGUUGAUAUCAUCGACGGGGAGUUUGCCUGGGACAUCAACAGCAGUUUAUUGAAAGAAGUAAAUAUAGCGAUCCCAGAGGGAGGUCUUGUCGCUGUAGUUGGACAGGUGGGACAAGGGAAAUCUUCACUGUUGUCAGCCAUUUUGGGGGAAAUGAUCAAAAUAAAGGGAAAAGUCUGCGUCAAGGGCUCCAUUGCGUACGUCCCUCAACAAGCUUGGAUUCAAAAUGCAACAAUCCAAGACAACAUUCUGUUUGGAAACAAGAUGGACGAGAAACGUUACCAUGAAGUUCUGGGGGCGUGUGCUCUCACUCAGGACCUGAAUGUACUGCCUGCAGGAGAUCAGACAGAAAUAGGAGAAAGGGGAAUCAAUCUGAGUGGCGGACAGAAGCAGAGAGUGAGUCUAGCCCGCGCAGUUUACAGUGACAGGGACGUCUAUCUCCUUGACGACCCAUUAUCUGCAGUCGACUCUUAUGUAGGCAGCCAUAUUUUUGAUGAAGUUAUUGGAUCAUCCGGGUUACUGAAAGACAAGACAUGCAUUAUGGUUACACAUGGAAUACAGUGGUUACCAAAAGUUGAUAACAUAAUCGUCUUCGUCAAUGGAAAAAUAUCAGAAUCGGGCACUUAUGAAGAAUUGAUCAAUCAUGCUGGGUCGUUUGCUGAAUUUUUAGAGACUUAUUUGAUGGAUACAGAUAAAGGGGACGUUAAAGGAGAGGUAAAAGUAGAGGCCUUACAAGGAACAAAUGGAUCAAUAUUUGAUUUGAGACAGUCUUUAAAUGAUCUAAGUAAGAGACAUCUCCAUGUAACGAGCAGUACAAGCCUUUCUACUGAAACACUUGAAUCUGUGAUGGCGGACAAAGUCAACAAAGAUGAUAUCAAACAUACGCUUAUUGAAGAGGAGACAUCAGAGACUGGAAAGGUGAAGUGGAAGCAGUUUAUGACCUACUUUAGGACCAUUGGUGUGGGAUACUGCGUCUUGUUGGUGACCUUAUUUGGCCUGAGUGAAUGUAUGACUCUCUUGGGAAACAUUUGGCUGAGCAGGUGGACAGACGACCCUGUUAUGACAUCAGCCAAAACAAAUACGAAUGGCAGCAGCAGUCUUCAUAAAAGGAAUAUUCAUUUCAUCGGGUGUUAUUUGGGAUUUGGACUAGGACAAAUAAUUUCUAUGGUGCUAUAUGGAAUUUUAUGUGUACUAAGAACAAUCGGUGCAUCUCGCGCACUGCAUGCUAACCUGUUGCACACAACUGUGCGCUGUCCAAUCAGCGUCUUCGACACAACUCCAUCGGGUCGGAUCAUUAACCGUUUCUCUCAGGAUAUGGAAGUAGUGGACACCAUGCUACCACUUAAUUUAGAGAACCUGAUUUUCUGUAUCAUAUCAACACUAGGAGUUCUGGCAGCCAUUACAUACAGUGUUCACUGGUUUCUGCUUGUAGUCAUCCCACUCGGCGUAAUAUACUACCUUAUCAUGAGUUUCCACUUACCAUCUUCACGGCAACUGAGAAGAAUUAUUUCAACUAACAGAUCCCCCAUCUACAGUUAUUUCAGCGAAACUCUGGCUGGCGCUAGUGUUAUCAGAGCAUUUGGCAAGGAGAACCAGUUUAUGAUUGAGAUGCAGAGGAGAAUAAAUGACUUCCAUCAGGCUGACUGGCUCGAUAUUGCCAUCACUAGUUGGAGAAGUUUAUACAUAGAAAUGCUGGGCUGUUUGGUCAUUUUGGCGACCUGUAUAAUAGCGGUAGGAACCAAAGACAGCAUUAGUCCGGGAAUAGCUGGACUCUCCGUUUCCUACUCCCUAACUAUAAUUCUCUCGAUGAACUGGUUUGUGUACGUGUUCACGCUAGUAGAGACGAGUGCUGUAUCGGUGGAGCGGAUAGCUGAGUACACAGAGAAAGAAUCGGAGAAUGAUCUAAUUAAUGUUGACCACCGACCUUCUGAAGACUGGCCAGGUCAAGGCCAGGUCACUCUGUCCUCUUACUCCACAAGAUACAGAUCCCAGCUAGACUUGGUACUGAGAAAUAUCAAUGUCACCAUCAAACCAGGAGAAAAGGUUGGCAUUGUUGGGAGAACAGGAGCAGGUAAAUCUUCCUUGGCUCUGGCUCUGUUCCGCUUGAUAGAACCAGUCUCUGGGAACAUUGAGAUUGAUGGGGAAAGGUUAACAGAUCUUGGUCUUCAUGAUUGUAGGUCUAAGCUCACUAUUUUACCACAGGACCCUGUGUUGUUUUCCGGUACCCUGAGAAUGAACGUCGACCCUAUGGACGAGUACACGGAUGAAGAGAUCUGGAAUGCCUUAGAGCAUGCUCAUCUGAAGUCAUACGUUCUGUCUCUCUCUACUGGUUUAGACUCAGAGUGCGGGGAAAGUGGAGAAAAUCUCAGUGUCGGUCAAAAACAGCUAGUUUGUUUGGCAAGGUCUCUACUUAGGAAAACAAAAAUUUUAAUUCUGGAUGAAGCAACGGCAGCUGUUGAUUUGGAGACAGAUGAUCUGAUACAGAGGACAAUACGCGAGGAGUUCCGAGAGUGUACAGUGCUGACCAUUGCGCACAGACUUAACACAGUGAUGGACUAUGACAGGAUUAUGGUUCUCGACAAAGGAUGUGUGCUGGAGUAUGAUACACCACAGAAUCUUCUUGCAGACGACAAAAGCAUGUUUCAUGAACUUGCCAAAAAUGCAGAAAUUAUCAAAUAAGUUUUAGGCCAUGCAGUUUUUCAACCAUCAAUUUUUCUUUUAUAUUUACAUAGUCAAAUGUAUUCUUCGGGGUUUUUUUAAAUGAUUUUUUUUUUAUUUU